Labrus bergylta (ballan wrasse) is the source of this 4093-nucleotide messenger RNA. RefSeq lists its product as uncharacterized. NCBI's taxonomy places the organism in Eukaryota, Metazoa, Chordata, Actinopteri, Labriformes, Labridae. The record is from RefSeq and is a predicted model, not a curated record.
UGUGUGUAGGCCCGGGACAGGACGCCUCUCUGUCGGAGUCUCCAGCAGGCUAAAGGCUAAAGCAGCUCAGAGGCUGUAAUCCCCGUAUGAGACCAUCAUGGCUGCCACUCGCUGAGCUGUCAGAGCUGUCCACAAAAGAAAAGUCAGAAACCUGCAGAAGAAUGGAUUACAAACUGCGUGUCAGGAAGAAUAGAGAUUGGCACAAACGGCUCCACCUCAGGAGGGCUGCCGUUCAGCCCCCGACUAUGCAAAGUGAAGAUAAGCAUGGACCAAAGAAGAUAGCGGGGGAGAGGGGGCAACGCAAAGCGUGGCCUUCAUCAAAGAAGCCCCCCCGGGAAGCACAACAGAGGACGAAAGACAGCGGACAUUCACUCAGGUUCACAUGCUCUCAGUGCGGGGACAAUGUGGAAUAUGUCCCCAAAGACUUGGUGAGACACUUUGAGGAGAAACACAAAGGGAGCCUCCCGGUGUUUCCCUGCCAUACGUGUACUUUUAGCACACAUGAGUUCUCCUACCUUCAGGUUCAUCUGCUAAGCCACAAGGACACUUUUUCUAGCUGCAUCGUUUGUAAUGACAAUGUUCAACGCACAUGGCCUGAGUUUAGUGCUCACCUGACCACGUGUCACUGCAAAAAUGGCAAAUUUACAUGUGAAACGUGUCAGAAAUUUUCAACAGCAGACGCCAGAGUAUUUUUAGAGCACAUGUAUGCACAUAAUUUGGGCCAGGAAGGAGCUGAUGGAGAUAUUUUCCUGCACAGAAAUGACAAGAAUAAAGCUUUGAGUUGUCACCAAUGUGGCUACGAGGCAUCUCACAAAUGGUUGAUUACGAAGCACAUCAAAGCUGUUCAUGUCUGCCAGAAUGGUAAUCAGAGGAGGAGGAAGAAGGAGGAGGGGAAGGAGGUUCAUUCCAUAGCAAUGAAACCAAAUGACCCCCCAAUUCCAAAAAUGAAGCCCAGGCUAACGAGGAGUGCUGUUAGAGAAAUGUGCUGGCUGACAGAGGACUGCCUCUCUCUGCCGGGGAAAGAAUUCCUGGAUAAAUACUGCCAUCUGUCAGAUCCUCAGACGACAAUGGAGGAGACUCAGCAGUUCCUCAUGAAAUCUGUCGCCGGGGAAAACGGUGACCAGAGGUGGACCAAGGCCCUUAAAAACGUUUUGUCGAACGUCCCACAAGAAAUGAGUCUUCACUCGAAAUCAGAGAACGGGAUCAUGUCGAACACGGCCGAUCUCACCGUCCUAACAGUCAAAAAUAAAAUCACUGUCGACCAAAAUGGUGCUAAAUAUGCCAAGAGGUUAAAGUUAAUGUCGUCAGAUAAAGAACCUGUUUCCCUUGAAAGUGCAGCUGAUGAUGCUCAUUGUGUUGUUGACCAAAAAGGUUGUGCGUCAAAUUUAAAUGAUAGCACACCUGAAACCAAAAAAGAUGUUGAAGAUGUUACGAUGCCCCCCCAGAACGAGCCAUCAGAGUGCGCCCAAACACAGGAAAACCGAGAGAAUCAGGAGGUCAAGACAGAAGAGGAAAAAAUGAAAGAUGUUAAGAAACAAGAGGAGCACGAGGAAGUUGUGAAUACCAUCUCCAAAAAGAGUGUUGAGCCGACGCCCAUACGUAAAGUUGUGCACAAAAUUAAGAGACGAAAUAAUAGAUGGCGAAGAAAGAGAAGGUGUAAAAAAGUGGACCAAGAGUCGGCCGCGUUGGCCUUGAAGAUCGUGUUAAAGAAGAAUCCGGUGAAGGAGAAGCAGUGGGUGUCUCAGAGCUCCCUGUCUCCAUCAGAAGAUGAUCCUGGACUGCCGAGCAGUCAUGCAUCAUCAGAGGAGACAACAACGCUGCUACCAGAAGUACACCCGAAGAACAUGACCAAAGCUCCCAAGAAUGACCUGCACGACUCAUCCCAAGCUGUCAUUUCAACUUCAAAAUCAAAGCCAGAAGAAAAGCUGACCCCGGGUUGUGUUGGAAAGCCAAUGGGGUCUAAAAAUAUGGACAGAAGUGCGCAGAUUGUGGCCGAUGGCCUACAGCAUCAAGUGAUGCCAGAUGAUGCAGAGAAGUCAGCGGAAACAGAAGUGGACAGGAGCGGUUCAGCUGGCAGGACGGCUCCAGAUUUGUGCCCUGAGAGCGUCCAAACAUCAGGCGGUGACAUGGACGGUGACGCGCCAGGUGAUGAGACGAGUUCAGCCGCUGAUGGAGUGACCUCUCACAGCAGCUACAACAAGUCUUCCCCUGAGGCGCAGCCUGCCAUUACACCACAGGUUGAGGUAAACUCUGAGGAUGUUAGCCGUGCUCUCGCUUCAGAGCAGGCUUUUGAGGGGAAGAGAGACAGAGACGUGCCAGCAGAAUCCUCCCCAGCUCUCCAUGCUUCACGCGAGUCAUCUCCAGACUCUCAGCAUCGCUGGCAGCUGGCCUCAAAAUCCCUGGAGAGGACCCUUAAGUUAGUAGCCAUAAAUCCCUCUCAGCUGGUGAAGCGUCCAGCAGGAGACCAGCCAGUUGUGGUGCUUAACCACCCAGACGCUGAAAUCCCUGAGGUGGCCAGGAUCAUGGAGGUCGUCAACCGGUACAGAGGAGAGGUGCAGAAGGUCGUUCUGUCUCGGAGGACGGUGAACGCUCUCUCAGGAGCGAACGGAGACGUCACCGAGGCCGAUGACUGCUCAGAUCCCGCAGGGCUCGGCAAAAACGCUGUACAGGAGAGGUUCUUGUUAAAGAUGAAAUUUCGCAGGUUGAGCAGGAAAAAGUACGAGGUGGUCGACGCCGCAUCUCCCGGCCGAGACGCCGUGACCAAGUUCAGCUGCUGGUUCUGCGGCAGAGUGUUUGCAUGUCAGGGCACGUGGAUGGUCCAUCGACAGCGACACCUGAUAGAGUGGAAACAGCCAAACUGUGAAGACUCUUAAACGUCGCACACACUGGAUUUAAAAAAAGAAAAACGUCUGGAAAAGUUUGCAAUACAACAAAACAACAAUGGAAGCCCUGAUCGCCAGUCUUCUCAGCUUAAAGUCUUAAUUCUGAUUGGUGGGUUUGGGAGGAGAAUCAGACGAACGCCACAUUCUCAGGGUCAACAUUUCCUUUGUUGUCUCUCUCCCCCCGCGGACAUGAAUGAUCAUUUGUAAAAGGACGUGCUGUCUAUAAUUGAGUUCUUUGUAUAGUUUAUAUUUUGUCAAUGCAAUAGCUUUAUUUAAGGUGAUUUAAGUACACUGUCGUAAGGAAUCUUUUAUACAACACUGUAAUUUGUAUAUUUGCCAUACCAUCUAUGAAUCAGUUAAUGUACGGGUAGGCUCGGCAGUGUGGUAGCUAUCAUAUUUAUGUUUGUGGAAAAGGGGACGCAGAGACCCUCGAGUUACUCAGAAAAACCAAAACUGUGUGUUUGUAAAGAAAAAAACAGACAAUAAGCUGUUUUUAUUCAACGUUUAUUUAUGACUCUUACUUUUAGCCUUUAUAUGCUUUCCUUGUGCGUUUCUUGCCCCCCCCCCCCCCUCGGAAGAAUCAGCUGAACCUUUUUUUUUUUUUUUAAAUCUUCAAAUAGUAUUAUUACUCAUUCAUUUAACAAAGUCAACCUGUGUUUGUGACGUCAGUGAAGUACAAGCAGAAUAAUUUCUUUCUUUUUGUUUUAAAUCUGGAUGCACGAGGCCGAGAGAUGAUUUCUCCCUCUCUCUCUUUUGAUCUUAUCUUUUAAUUGCACUAUUAAAGGAGGGUUAAUAUUUCCCGUUACCUCACAUUACGAGGCCGAAGCCUUUGACAAUCUCAGCCAGAGUCCGGCUGCGGCUCAUCAUUUCCUCCCUCAGUAUUCCCAGCAGGGGUGGCGGUGGCUCUCGUGUACACCUGUCCUGUCUCCUUUGGUCCUGGCAGGGACACCUCACUGUGUAUAAACCUUUUUAAAUCCACAUAGAUUUAUAAUUGUACAUAGUCCAGAUAGAGGUACUGUAAAACAUGACCGGAUAAUUCUCACCAAGUGCCUAGGAAUCCUUGUUAUGCAACUAAAUGUGCAUGAGUAUGAUAGCAUUACACGUUGACCAGAAAAUACACGAACCAGCCGUCAGCUCCUUGGCGGCAUUUUGUGAUGACUGAAGAUGUGACUUGUACAAUACAAGAGUUUUAUUAAAAACUUAAUAUACAA